Molecule: messenger RNA, 222 nt
Organism: Cooperia oncophora
Lineage: Eukaryota; Metazoa; Nematoda; Chromadorea; Rhabditida; Trichostrongylidae
Source: the annotation of a GenBank genome assembly
AUGACUGUCGAUGAAUGGUACAACCAGCGAUUUGGUAACGCUUCAUCGACGUCACAGCAACAACAGCACCAUCAUCCAGGCGAUAAAGAUGGCAACGUGGACCAGUCUGGAGAACUCGAGGGAGAGGAGGCCGAAGAGCGAGAAAGGGCGAGGUUGAUGAGGUGGGAUGACUACAAAGACGAUCAUCGACGAGGCUGGGGAAAUACUCAUAAUAAGGGAUGA